CAUCAAGAUCUCUGUCAUCGAGUAACAGACAUCUUUUCAUUGUCAAAAGGAUAUCGCUUUUUUCUGGAUGAUGGUUUUCUUAUUUUACUAUUUAGUAAUAAUCCAGGAAUGGUUUUUAAAUCUUCAGCAAAUGAUCAAGGAUGUAUAGCUGAGUAUAUUUACUUGCAGGAAAGUGCUAUCAUUCUUGCAAAGCUCUUGCUUCCUCAAGUAUUUGAGAAAAUGGCAAUGCAAGAACUGAGAGCUCUUGUUGCCGAAAGGUCAGAAAUGACGAUAUACAUUAGAAGAGAAACUAUAGAACUACCUCAACAUUCCAUUGGAUUUUUGUUAGAAGGAUUUAUAAAAACACAAGGUGUUGAGGAAGAACUGAUUACAUUGCCUGCGGCACUAUGGCCGUCGCAUGGGAAUUCAAGUUUCCAAAGUCCAGGUACAUCAGGUAUUAGGGCGGUCAGUUUCUCCCAUCAAGGAUCCUGGUAUCUCGUGGAGACUAGAGCUAGGGUUAUUAUUUUUUAUGUUGCUGCAUUUGAAGCCGACAGCGCUCUCCCAAGAUCAUCUACAUUGGUUCCUCAUUCGGUAGAUCACCCCCCCAGAACCCACAGUAGGCAACAUGGUGGUCUUAUGAGCUGGCCAAAACAUUUCUACAAGGCUAGGCAACAUGGACAGAGCCAUGAAGAAAAUAAUCGCCAAGCAAACAGUAUGUCUGGAAGAGCAAUGCAGCUGAGCGUCUAUGGCGGUAUGGUAGAUGUUCGCGUCCGAAAUCAAAGCUUCUUCAGAGCAAGCCAGCCGAAGACUGCACAUAGCCAGUCGUAUCCAAGGGUUCCUUUGAACCACAGUCGACCGCUUAUCUCAGUCAAAUCCGAAGGGGCUGCUACUGCAGGGAAGAGGCUUGAGGUGAGGAAGUUCAAUAGACCAGCUCCCCCACCUCAGAUGCAGGAUACAGACACGUUGGAAACUCAUGCGGACAAUUCCAGCGAUGAUGAAUACGGAGCCGAAGAAGUCAUCAUGAUAAUCCAUUCGCCCAGUCGACUUUCAUUUUGCCAGGCUUCUUGAAAGAGGAAAGGAAGUUCCUUUUCGACAUCGCAAUCGAUGUUUGUAAACAAUUGCUUCCAUUGUCUAGUGCAUGUAAAUUUUUGUGGCACCGACACUCCUCUUACGAAUGCUCGCAUUGUAAGAAAGAUCACAAUAAAUGAUAAAAAAAGAAAAGAAAAUUGAGGGAAUGAAGAAAUAAGACAUUCGAGGAGAAAUAAGGGGCAAAGCCAAAGCAUUGUUGUCUCUAUAGCUGUCCUUUUGUUAGUACUCUUGUUUCUU
Molecule: messenger RNA, 1305 nt
Organism: Syzygium oleosum
Lineage: Eukaryota; Viridiplantae; Streptophyta; Magnoliopsida; Myrtales; Myrtaceae
Product: sodium/hydrogen exchanger 7-like
Exons: 3
Coding region: 109-1047 (312 amino acids)
Source: RefSeq, a predicted model, not a curated record